CAUGAGCGGAAGAGGAAAGGGCGGCAAAGGACUCGGCAAAGGAGGCGCCAAGCGUCACCGUAAAGUCCUCCGUGAUAACAUCCAGGGAAUCACCAAACCGGCGAUCCGCCGUCUGGCUCGUCGCGGUGGAGUGAAGCGUAUCUCCGGUCUGAUCUACGAGGAGACCCGCGGUGUGCUGAAGGUGUUCCUGGAGAACGUGAUCCGUGACGCCGUCACCUACACCGAGCACGCCAAGAGGAAGACCGUGACCGCCAUGGAUGUGGUGUACGCGUUGAAGAGACAGGGACGCACUCUGUACGGAUUCGGCGGUUAAACUUUACCACCAACAUUGAAACAUCAAAAAAAGGUCCUUUUAAGGACCACCCACAAUUUCUCAGAGAUGUUGCCUAAAUGUGUCUGUCUUGAUGAGAGUAGGUGAAUUGACAUUAAAAAGAAGUGAUUUAAAUGGCAAGUUGGCAAGCAUUGUGACUAUAUUGUAACAUAAAAUCAGGUUUUUAAUAUAUAGAUAUAUGAGUAGUGGACAGAAGUGUUGGUACCCCUCAGUUAAAGAAGGACAAACUCACAAUUUUCACUGAAAUCACUUGAAACUUACAAAAGUAACGAAUAAAAAUUUGAAAAUUAAACAAUUAAAAUCAGCAUCAAUUUUUUGAUUGUCGAUUAAUAUAAUUAUUUAAAAAAACAAACUAAUGAAACAGGCCUGGACAAAAAUGAUGGUACCUCAAUAAAAGAUUGUAAACUAUUUGACCAGAGUGACAUGAUUAA
Messenger RNA from Oryzias melastigma (Indian medaka), 762 nucleotides. Its product is annotated as histone H4. Gene Ontology annotation, cellular component: nucleosome. Gene Ontology annotation, biological process: nucleosome assembly. Bases 2 to 313 code for a protein of 103 amino acids. NCBI's taxonomy places the organism in Eukaryota, Metazoa, Chordata, Actinopteri, Beloniformes, Adrianichthyidae. The transcript has a single exon. Gene Ontology annotation, molecular function: structural constituent of chromatin; DNA binding; protein heterodimerization activity. The record is from RefSeq and is a predicted model, not a curated record.